Daldinia childiae is the source of this 1599-nucleotide messenger RNA. RefSeq names its product putative metal chaperone YciC. The transcript has 3 exons. The record is from RefSeq and is a predicted model, not a curated record. NCBI's taxonomy places the organism in Eukaryota, Fungi, Ascomycota, Sordariomycetes, Xylariales, Hypoxylaceae. The coding region runs from base 1 to 1599 and encodes 532 amino acids.
AUGGCUCCCGCACUGCUCGUCGAUACACCCAGCAAAACCGAGAGGCGGCUCCCGGUUACCCUUCUCAGCGGAUUUCUCGGGUCGGGCAAAACAACUCUUCUCGAACAUAUCUUGACAUCUCCUGAACAUGGCCUCCGAAUAGGCGUCAUAGUCAACGAUGUUGGCGCGCUGAAUAUAGACGCGGCCCUACUCACCUCGCACGACGUCACUCGUAAGGAGGAGCAGAUAGUUGCCAUGCAGAACGGCUGCAUCUGCUGUACCUUACGAGGCGACUUGCUCGAAGAAGUUGCAAGGCUUGCAGAGGAGAGACAGGUUGAGUAUCUCGUCAUCGAGAGUUCCGGAGUUAGCGAGCCAAUGCAAGUCGCCGAGACCUUCUCUGAGGAGUUUGCCGACAUGCAUAUCGCCGCAGGGUACGACCUCGAGGCAGAGGAUCAAGGAAACAAAGAAAAUAAUAAAAAACUUGCCGAAAUCCUAAAAUCCGGCGGGCUCUCCAAGGUAGCGCAUCUCGAUACUUGCGUCACGCUCGUAGACGCCGUAAAUUUCAUGCAGGAUUUUGCAACAGCUGACUUCUUAGUGGACCGUCAAACUGAUGUCCCACAGGAGGACGAUAGGAACAUUUCGGACUUGCAGGUUGAUCAGGUAGAAUUCGCAGAUAUUGUCAUAGUCAACAAGUGCGACCUAGUUACCAAGGACGAAGUGAAUCGGAUUAAAGGGGUCGUGAAAAAGCUUAACCCUAACGCCAAGAUCGUCUCAACUGUCAAAUGUCGGCUAGAUAUAGGCGAGAUAUUGGAUACUCGUUUGUUCUCGUACGAAAAGGCGGCCCUCAGUGCCGGAUGGCUAAAGAGUCUAAACGAAGAGAUCAGCCCCGAGACGGAAGAAUACGGGAUAGGUACAUUUGUCUAUCGAGCUCGUCGUCCCUUCCACCCGGCACGGCUCUGGGAUAUGAUCAAGUCGGUAUUUGUCGUUAUUCAGACGGAGUACCAGAUCGAAGGAGAAGACAUGGAUGUCGAUGAUAUAGAUAGUGCUGUCGAAGACAAGGGCGAGGACGAUGAUGAGGACGAAGAGACUGACGAUGACACCGAUAUGGAGGACGAGCAACCUCAACUUGACCCCAAAGCACGAUUGGCUUCGAAGAUGGCAGACGGCACUUUCGGGCCGCUGCUACGGUCAAAGGGAUUUCUGUGGUUAGCAACUAGGCCUAGGAUGUAUGGUGAAUGGUCACAAGCAGGUGUAAUGUUGACCAUAUCUGGGCAAGAUCUCUGGCGCUGUGAGAUUCCGGAGGACGAAUGGCCGUCGGACCUAGAGACGAGAAAAGCAAUAACCCGCGAUUUCGACGGAAAGUGGGGAGAUCGGCGACAGGAACUUGUCUUCAUCGGCCAGCAAAUGAGGAAUGGUGGUGAAAAGCGUUUACGAAAGGCUCUCGACGUCUGUCUCUUAGACGAUGAAGAGUUCCUCGAUUGGGAGGCCGCCAUGGAGUCUGAUGAUAUCCAGGAGAAGUUGGACGAACUAUUCGAGGACGGAUUCGAAGAUUGGCUCGAGACUAGCCACGAAGGACAUGACCAUAGUAACGGUCAUAGUCACGGAGACCAUAAGCACUGA